Molecule: messenger RNA, 336 nt
Organism: Lodderomyces oxycetoniae
Lineage: Eukaryota; Fungi; Ascomycota; Pichiomycetes; Serinales; Debaryomycetaceae
Product: SNAP receptor
Exons: 2
Coding region: 1-336 (111 amino acids)
Biological process (GO): vesicle-mediated transport; vesicle fusion
Cellular component (GO): SNARE complex; plasma membrane
Molecular function (GO): syntaxin binding; SNAP receptor activity
Source: RefSeq, a predicted model, not a curated record
AUGUCUUCAUCAGUACCAUAUGAUCCAUACAUCCCAAACCAGACUACGGGAGAGCAGUCCAAUUCAAGGACAGCUGCCAUCCAAGCACAAAUCGAUGAUACUGUGGGCAUCAUGAGAGAUAACAUAAACAAAGUCGCUGAAAGAGGUGAGAGGUUGGACUCAAUAGAGAACAAAACCGAUAAUUUGGCUAUUAGUGCUCAAGGUUUUAGAAGAGGAGCAAACAGAGUUAGAAAGGAUAUGUGGUGGAAAGACUUCAAAAUGAGAAUGUGUCUAAUCUUUGCCGUUAUCAUUGUGAUCAUUGUGAUUGUUGUUCCUAUUGCUGUUCAUUUCAGUUAG